Lolium perenne is the source of this 615-nucleotide messenger RNA. The record is from RefSeq and is a predicted model, not a curated record. NCBI's taxonomy places the organism in Eukaryota, Viridiplantae, Streptophyta, Magnoliopsida, Poales, Poaceae.
AUGGCCCCUCGCCCAUGCCGGCCUCGCUGCGCCGUGCUUGGCCGUGCCGCACCCGAGCCGCGUCCACGCACUCCCCUAGCCGCGCCGCUAUGCCCGCCCCGUGCCAGACCGCGGCGCCCCCGCCCCAGGCCGCCCGCCGCGCGCCAGGCCGCUCCGCCACCGCCCCUGGCCGUGGCGUCCACGCCUGCGCCAGGCUGCGAUCGUGUCGGCCGCGCCUCGUCCCUGCCCCACCAGGCUGCGCUCGCGCUAGCUGCGGCGCCCCCUCCUCCGCCCGCGCCGGCCGCGUCCCGCCCUAGCCGCGGCGCUCCCGCCGGCCACACCCUGCCCCUGGCCGCCCGCCGCGCGCUAGUCCGCGCCUCGAUGCCCCUGGCCGCGCCGCUCACUAGCCGCGUCGCGGCGCCCCGCCCCGUGGCCGCCCGCCCCGCGCCAGGCCGCCCUCGCCCGCGUCAGGCCGCGCACCAGCCGCGCCGCCCCUGGCCCCGCGCCGGCCUCGACACGACAGGUCGCGCCCACGCACGCAUACUCCAUGCCGCGGCGUCCCCGCCCGCGCCCUCGCUGCGCCGUGCCUGGUCACACCCGCGCAGAUCUUGGGCGCUGCCCGCCACGCCCUCGUGA